Messenger RNA from Phlebotomus papatasi, 3737 nucleotides. RefSeq names its product zinc finger protein 271-like. The transcript is spliced from 9 exons. Bases 621 to 2903 code for a protein of 760 amino acids. The record is from RefSeq and is a predicted model, not a curated record. NCBI's taxonomy places the organism in Eukaryota, Metazoa, Arthropoda, Insecta, Diptera, Psychodidae.
AAUCCACUUCCAAGAAGCAUCAAAGUUCAAAAUGGCGUUCGGGGUAGCGUAAAUUGGAGGAAAUCUGUGAAUAAUUUGUGGCGGAAAAAAGCUUGCAUACAGGGGAUUAAGUGGUGAAAAAGUGUGAAUAGAUUGUAAAUAGGUGUUGGACGAAGAGACUGCUGUGUAAAUUGUGUGUGCAGGUUGAGGGGGUUGAUGGAAAAAUGUUGUGGCUCGGCAAGAGAGGAAAAUCAAUUAUCAGAGAAACUUUGAUUGGAAAUAAUCAUUACUGCUAAGGUGAGAAAUAUCAUUGCUGCUGUGUGGGGAUCUGUGAGGUGGAGAGAUAAUGAAAAAAAACCGGCUAAAUAUCAUCAAAGUGCAGAAUUUGGGGCGAUGUGAGGUGGUAAAUUGUGCAGAAUAAAUGUGCCAAUGUUGCCCACAUAAUUAGUGCCCAAAAAAAAAGUUCUAUUUUGUGUAAAUAAUUCUGGAAAGAAAAGAAUGAUAGAGACCCUCCGGAGAGGCUUCCCCAUUUUGGAUAUUCAAUCGAAUCUUCGCGAUAAUUAAUUGAUGAGACAAUCCCAAAUCGUUGCAAUGUCGUCAAAUGGAGAUACAAAUCAUCAUUUGCCGGACUUUUUUCUGCGAUGGACUUCCGAGCUCCGGAUGGAUCAAUAUUGAAGAUAUCUAGUGGAUUUCCUGAACCUGACAUUGGUAAAGCUUUAGGAGUUGAAAUGUAUAAGGUAAAUAUCGAGGAUCUCAGUCAAUUUCUGUCAUAUCAUGAGGUGUUCGGGAAGUUACCCAAUGAGGCUGCACCAACAGCUUCGGGUAUCAAUAUCGCCACCACGGCUGGAACCCUCAACAUUGUUAGUAGUAGCAACAAUGCAAUGCAACCACCGCCACAUCCACCUGUGGCCAAUAUUCCUGGAGACUCAGGACCACCAUCUGUAAGUUCAGCACAACCGGCUAUUGUGACAUCAGUGCCGCCGGUGGAUACCAAAAUGGAGCCACCGAGUGUCCUGAAUUCAGAUCCCUCAUUGCCCAAUUCGGGGGAGAGUCCGGUCAUUGUUCCGCUGUCGCAUUCAUGUGACAUCUGCGGGAAGAUGUUCCCCUUCCGUUACCAGCUCAUUGUGCACAGACGCUAUCACAAUGAACGCAAGCCAUUUACGUGCCAGGUAUGCGGACAGGGAUUUUCCAACACGGCAGACCUGUCACGUCACGGAAAAUCCCACAUUGGUGGGCCAAUGUUUAUGUGCACGGUGUGUUUUCAUGUGUUUGCAAAUGAUAGUAGCCUUGAGCGUCAUAUGAAGCGCCAUGCGACAGAUAAGCCAUUUGCAUGUACAAUAUGUCAAAAGACAUUUGCUCGGAAGGAGCACUUGGAUAAUCAUAUAAGGAGUCACACAGGUGAAACACCAUUUCGUUGCCAAUACUGUGCGAAGAAUUUCACACGAAAGGAGCACAUGGUGAAUCAUGAGAGAAAGCAUACAGGUGAAACACCGCAUCGUUGUGAUAUAUGCAAAAAAUCAUUUACGCGCAAGGAGCACUAUGUGAAUCACUAUAUGUGGCAUACGGGUGAGACUCCGCAUCAGUGCCAAGUGUGCGGGAAGAAGUACACGAGAAAGGAACAUUUGGCCAAUCAUAUGAGAUCACAUACAAAUGAGACACCAUUCAGGUGUGAGAUAUGUGGUAAAUCGUUCACGAGAAAGGAACAUUUUACCAAUCACAUUAUGUGGCAUACUGGUGAGACACCUCAUCGUUGUGACUUCUGUUCCAAGACAUUUACGCGCAAGGAACAUCUUUUGAAUCAUGUGCGUCAGCAUACAGGUGAAUCACCACACAGGUGCACCUACUGCAUGAAAUCCUUCACGAGGAAGGAGCACCUUGUCAAUCACAUUAGACAACACACCGGAGAGACUCCAUUUAAGUGCACCUACUGUACGAAGGCAUUCACGAGAAAGGAUCAUCUGGUAAAUCACGUGAGACAACAUACGGGUGAAUCUCCACACAAGUGCACCUACUGUUCCAAGAGCUUCACAAGAAAGGAACAUUUGACAAAUCAUGUGCGUCAACAUACUGGAGAAUCACCCCAUCGUUGUACAUUUUGUAUGAAGUCUUUCACGAGAAAGGAGCAUUUGACUAAUCACAUUCGAAUACAUACGGGAGAUUCUCCGCAUCGAUGUGAAUUCUGCCAGAAGACUUUUACACGAAAGGAACAUCUUACGAAUCACUUGAGACAACAUUCCAGCGAGAAUCCUCAUUGUUGCAAUGUGUGCAAUAAACCAUUCACCAGGAAGGAACACUUGAUUAAUCAUAUAAGUCGAUCCCAUACUGGAGAACGGCCCUUUGCAUGCAAUGAAUGCGGAAAAUCGUUUCCACUAAAGGGAAAUUUGCUUUUUCAUCAGCGUAGUCACAACAAGGGUGCGGCUGCUGAGCGCCCUUUUCGCUGUGAUUUAUGCCCUAAGGAUUUUAUUUGCAAAGGUCAUUUGGUGUCACAUCGGAGAUCUCAUUCAGACGAAAAGCCAUAUGUCUGUAUUCACUGUGGAAAGUCAUUUGUGGAGAAGGGCAAUAUGCUGAGGCACAUUAAGAAGAAUCAUCCUCAGGCGGCACCAGUUGUUCUGGAGCCUCAAGUGAUCAUAUCUCAUCAAAAGGCCACCUUGCUGUCGCCACAGAUAGCUACAUCGAGGCCAAUUUGUAGCACAACGGAGACAGUAAGUGCCCUGCCUGUGACAUCGACGAUAACGUCCCAUAUCCUUCAGCAUACAAAUUCACAGACUGCAUUGAGAUUGUUGCAGAGCAGUGAACCGCCACCUCCACCACCACCGCCAAUUCCCGUCCAUUCGCCGGAGAAUUCGGUGGGGUUGCAGGUUAAUGUUCACAAUCACAAUGCCGUCAAUGCGCCGCCGCCGCCGCAUCAGCAGCUGAAGCCCUAGAACUACUAUGGCGAAUUCGGUGGAUGCGGUGGAUUAGUGACAGCAGUUGAAAUAGUGAGUAGAAGACACGUACUAAUGGUAUAACUAUUGAGGAUCACUAUGAUGUUGUUAUAUAUAGUAGAUUUAGGGUAUGAUGCGAUAAUCUUUUUUUCUUUCUAAUUAAUUAGUAAAAAUUCUUAGGAUAGGAAGCUUAAUGCGUUGCCUCGGAUUGAUUUUUAUAUCACAGAGGCAUAUCAGAUCUUUAGUUUCUCAAUAGGAUUCUCUUGUAUUUUUGUUAAAUUUCCCGAAUUUAUCUAAAAAUUAUAAAAAAAAAAAUAAAUAAAUUUCGGUAAACUACAUUUUUCCAUGCUGCAAGGGCUCAACUCUAACCACAAGUUUGCUUCAAGUUGGACAGUUUAAAAAUUUACCGCACUCUUUUAUUGCAAAGACAAAGAGAGGUUCAUAACUUUGUAAUAUCAAAGGGCUUUAUGUUGUCUUGAAAUCUGAAAUUCUUGACAGUUUUCCACAAAGGUGGCUUAUCCAUCUGACCAGGAGCUGGAAGGUGCUUUUGUGUCAGCAUUUCAUGCAAGAAACGACGUGUAGCUUGCACCAAAUGCAGAUGCAAAACGAAUGCCAGAGACUACAACAGUCAAUAUAACCGACGAAUUGUUGACAAUUUGUUAACAGAAUUGUUAAGUUUCUUGGUGAUCAUUUAGUGCAACUAAAAACCAAUAAAUCCACUCCCGCUGGUGUAAUUCUGAUAACACCUAUUGCCAUAUUGCUAGACAGCAUUUCCCCUUCAGAAAAUUAUAAAAACUUUCAGGAAUGUUGCAGUUUAAUGAUACAAAAUUUUUG